AGUUAAAAGACAAUGAAAAUUAUAUACAUUGCUACUCAUACAGUUCUCUUUUUACUUUUAUAUUCUCCUGUUAGCAGUGGUAGUGAUAAAACUUCAGGACAUAAGAAUAGUGAAGAAAAUAAAAAUAUGAUAUUACCACCAUGUGCAGCAUGCAAAAUAUUGGUUGACAGUUUCAAAAAGGGAAUUGAAAAAACGAGUCGUGGAAAAUUUGAAGGUGGAGACAGUGCUUGGGAAGAAGAUAAGCUUGGUUCUUAUAAAACUAGCGAGGUACGGUUAAUUGAAAUUCAAGAAGGAUUAUGCAAAGAUGUUGAAUAUGGUGAAACUCAGUGUCAUUCACUCGCAGAUGAUAUAGAAACUUUUAUUGAAGAAUGGUGGUUUACACAUCAAAAUAAUAAUUUAGAUUUGUUUGAUUUUUUAUGUAUACAAAAAGCUAAGAAAUGUUGUCCAAAAAAUCAAUAUGGACCCAAUUGUGAAAAGUGUUCAGGAUAUCCAGAUAAUGUUUGUAAUAGUAAUGGAAAAUGUAAGGGUGCAGGAACUAGAAAGGGAAAUGGUAAAUGCACAUGUGAUAAUGGUUAUACUGGAGAAUAUUGUUUUGAAUGUGCCAAUGGAUUUUAUACGUCUUAUAAAGAUGAAAAAAAAUUAUUAUGCUCUUCUUGUCAUAGAGCAUGUAAAUUUACAUGUCUAGGAGGAAGUUCUAAGGACUGUCAUGAAUGUAACCCAGGAUGGAAAUAUAUUGAUGGAAAAGGUUGUUUCGAUGUUGAUGAAUGCAUUGAAAUAAAAAAUAGUUGCCCAGACAAUCAUUUUUGCAUUAACAAUGAAGGCAACUUUUCUUGUAUAGUUUGUGAUAAAGCUUGCAACGGCUGCUUGGGAGACGGUCCUGACAUGUGCGAUCAGUGUACUGAAGGAUUUGAGAAGAAAGGUAGUUUAUGUAUUAAUAAAGAUCUUCUUGGACGUAAAACUCAAGAAAAUUGGACUCGUUAUAUUACAUAUUUUGGACUUGCAGUUGCUACAGGUAUUAUUUUAGAACGCAGCGUAUAUGCAGCUAGUAUUAUUGGACUGUUUAUUGCAAUUUACAUAUCUGUUUCUGAAUAUGUAAUUGCACACAGUGGAAUAGAAGAUUCAUUGCCAAAUUUAAGUAUAAUAGAUAAUAUUUCAUAAUAAAUUUUUAACUAAUAGACCAU
Molecule: messenger RNA, 1181 nt
Organism: Ceratosolen solmsi marchali
Lineage: Eukaryota; Metazoa; Arthropoda; Insecta; Hymenoptera; Agaonidae
Gene: Creld
Product: Cysteine rich with EGF like domains
Exons: 4
Coding region: 13-1158 (381 amino acids)
Molecular function (GO): calcium ion binding
Source: RefSeq, a predicted model, not a curated record